This is a messenger RNA of Heterobasidion irregulare TC 32-1, 604 nucleotides long. RefSeq lists its product as uncharacterized. The record is from RefSeq and is a predicted model, not a curated record. Gene Ontology annotation, cellular component: cytosolic small ribosomal subunit; ribosome. Bases 23 to 487 code for a protein of 154 amino acids. Gene Ontology annotation, biological process: ribosomal small subunit assembly; translation. Lineage: Eukaryota; Fungi; Basidiomycota; Agaricomycetes; Russulales; Bondarzewiaceae. Gene Ontology annotation, molecular function: structural constituent of ribosome; RNA binding. The transcript is spliced from 8 exons.
CCGCCGUCCUCAACACACAAUCAUGGCUGAUUCCGCCGUCACCGAUCCCCAAGUCGCCGCCGACCUCAAGAAGAAGCGCGUAUUCCGCACAUUUUCGUACCGCGGAGUCGAGCUCGACAAGCUUUUGGACUUGAGCAACGAAGAGUUCGUUGAGAUCGUCCACGCGCGCGCGCGCCGCCGGUUCCAGCGCGGCCUCAAACGGCGCCCCAUGGGGCUCAUCAAGAAGCUUCGCAAGGCUAAGAAAGAGGCUCCCCCCAAUGAGAAGCCUGCCGUCGUUAAGACCCAUCUCCGUGACAUGAUUGUCGUGCCCGAGAUGAUUGGCUCCGUCGUCGGUAUUUACAACGGAAAGGUCUUCAACUCGGUUGAAGUCAAGCCCGAGAUGGUCGGCCACUACCUCGGAGAGUUCUCCGUAUCAUACCGGCCCGUCAAGCACGGUCGCCCCGGUAUCGGUGCUACCCACUCCUCGCGUUUCAUCCCCCUCAAGUAAACACACGCAUACAUGCCCUCUCCGCAUCCAGUUGUCUUCCCCAUCUUUUGUGUUCUUACUGUCACACCUGUCUCGCUCUGCCUUCGACCCAAAAUAUUAUGAGCCAUGCAUCAUGCU